AUGGCGAACAAACAAUCGAUACUCAUGUCGUUCUCUACAGAUGGGUUGGAUCCAUCAUUGCUAGUUCCAUCCUCAGAAAUGAAUAAUUUUCGAUCCGAAAAUCCAUCCGAGGAGCAAAAAGACAAGCAACGGGACACCAAACAGGAGCAAGACAACAACGUGGAGGCUGGUGAAUCUACUACUGAAAGUACCAUACUGGCUGCUGGAAAGCUAUCAACCGCUCGAAGAGUAUCCAUUAUUGGUAUACUGGCAAGCCUCUAUGUGAUCAAUACCUUUGGCACUGGAAUCCUUGUGGCCGCUUUGCCACGCGUGGCUCUUGAUGUCCACCUCUCCGAAGCCCUGAUCUUCUGGCCUGUGGCCGUCUACAAUCUUGCUGCGGGAUGUUUGUUACUGAUUUUUGGUGCCAUCGCCGACAUCGUCGGCACCAAACUGAUGUGGCUGACUGGAACUUACCUCUACAUCGCCUUUACCCUGGCGGUCGGCUUCUCUCGCUCCGGCAUUCAAAUCAUCAUGUUUCGGACGUUCCAAGGUGCUUCCAUUGCCGUGAGCCUCCCCACUACAGUGAGCUUCAUUACCAAUACCUUUCCCAAGGGAAAUUGGCGCAAUGUAGCAUUCGCGACAGUUGGUCUUGGAUCACCCUUGGGCUUCGCUCUAGGCCUUGUCUUGGGCGGUGUAUUCACUGACACCAUCGGGUGGAGGUGGGCUUACUACAUUGCUGCUAUGAUGAACUUCCUGAUAUCCACUGCGGCCAUAUGGUUGCUGCCGAAUAUUCACCAGGCUAGUCAUACUGAUUCACGCAUCCGUCGACUCACGCGAGAUAUCGACUGGGUCGGCGCGAUCGUCAUCAGCGUCGGCCUGGGCCUACUACUCUUCCAACAGAUAGAGCACACCUCAGCGCUCGAGAGCUCCUUGAGGUUCAUACCCCAUGUAUGCGGAGGCCUAUUCAUCAACGUGUUGACAGGUUACCUCGUCUCGCGGGUUCACAUACAGAGCCUCGCCGUCAUAACCGCCAUAGUGACAGCGAUCUCCCCUCUUCUGAUGGCCACGAUGCCCAUGAACUCUAACUACUGGUUUGCGCCCUUCUGGGCUCUGGUACUAUCACCUAUCAACCCUGAUGCCCUAUUUACGAUCUCGAACCUCGUCAUCUCGGAUGCAUUUCCUGAUGAUACACAGUCGCUCGCUGGUGGCGUCUUCAGUGAAAUCUGUCAGUUUGGCAACUCUGUUGGCCUGGCUAUAAUAGCGGUCAUUGCGAGGUCCGUCUCGGAGAGGUCGGACGCCACUACCCACGAGGCUUGGCUCAUGGUAGGUUUCAGAGCCGCGUUCUGGACAAUAUUUGCUGGCUGUGUUAUUGUCAUUCCGUUGAGCUUCUUCGGACUGCGGAAGGGGGGCUUGAUCGGAAAGAAAGGCCCCAACGCGAACCAGCAAUGA
Aaosphaeria arxii CBS 175.79 is the source of this 1428-nucleotide messenger RNA. Its product is annotated as MFS general substrate transporter. Bases 1 to 1428 code for a protein of 475 amino acids. Gene Ontology annotation, molecular function: transmembrane transporter activity. The record is from RefSeq and is a predicted model, not a curated record. The transcript has 3 exons. Lineage: Eukaryota; Fungi; Ascomycota; Dothideomycetes; Pleosporales. Gene Ontology annotation, biological process: transmembrane transport. Gene Ontology annotation, cellular component: membrane.